UAAAACUCAAGCACUCGUUAUCUGGAGCGUUCACAAUUGAUUUGCUUGCUUAGCUGUCUCAUCACAAGUUUUACGCUAACGGCAAACGUUCGAAAUCAUAAAAUGAAGGUUGUUUGGGUAUCUUUAAUUUUCAUGGUAUUUUAUCACGCGACUGGUGCAGAUGGCGACAUCCACAGUAUGCUUCGACAAUUGGAUGAAGAGGAAAAUGACCCAGAUACUCCGCAGUCCGAGAAGGACAAGUUGGACGAAUACCGUACAACAUUGAUCAAACAAGAGAUCUUGAAAAUGCUUGGUCUCGAGAGCCCCCCAAAUAUAUCCCACAUCCCACACAUUCCGAAGGAGACGUUAGACAGUGUCCUACACCAGACGGCUGAUAAAAGAGUUAAAGCAGAUACUGGAGGUGGCGCUUCCAAACAAGUUAUUGUAAUGGCAGAGCCAGGUAUGAUAUUGAUCUGUCCUCAUCUAAUUCUCAUAUUUGGCAACUUUAUAGGAUUUUACAAUAAUACUAUUAUAUAUAAUUAAACUUAGUCUUAGUUGAAUUAAGAUUUUGGGUUCAUGUUAUACUUUAUAUUAUGCACUUGGUGAAAGUAGCUCCAACUCCUGUCGCUACUGAAAUAUUUGAAAAUGUAUACAGAGCAAUAGAAUACUAAACUAAUUAUCGCUGGAUGAUGCAGCAGUCAUUUGUUGGCAAAAUAUGCAUAUAGCUGUGAUUAAGUAUGGUGUUUCAUAUACAAAGAAUAGUGAUAGUUUCAUGCAUGCAGUGCGUCAAUGCAUACAUCUCUCGAUUAAAUGCAGGGAUAUACCGCAGUGAUAAUUUCGUGCAGUGCGUCGUCAAUCUGACAAUCUCAAAGAAAAUGAUAGUUCUGUUCGAUAAGAAUAAUGCCGAAACAUUACAUGGUCAUAGCAAUUGCGUUUACACCUUAGUUAACGUGUAUACUUAACUUAGGAGUUGCUUUGGUAACUAAUCGUUUAAAAAAAUAAACUAAUUAAUAGCACUCUUGCAUGUUACGUUUUUUGACCGUCAUACCGUCACGGAUUAAACUGUGACGAGUGUUUGAAUAGCAACACUAUGCCUAGUAUGACUGUGCUAUCCAAACCACAAGACUAUUAAAUUGAAAUAUAUUAUGCUAUUUGGUAAAUAUGGUAAUAUUUUCGUAAAAAAGACAAAAUCUGAAAGACUGCUAUUCUAAUAAAGAUAUAUACCAAUGAAAUAAUUGCAUGUCUGAAUACGAUGAAAGUUGUCUGCAAGCGUUUAAUUCGUAAUUUCCUGUUCAAAUAUUUGGACAUGUUAAAAGUUUCUUUCAGUAAACAUAUUUUAAUAUCCAUCCGCAUUGAUUAAUUUACAUAGCCGCAAAAUAACCUUUCUUUAGGCCUAACUUUGGAUAUGAGCCAGGUUUUGAACCGCAAAUAUACUGGAACAAAAUCUGUAACAACUAACCCUCUUAUACCUCCACCCAUUUUAUAUUGCUUUUAACGGUAUAUGAUCUUGAGAAUCCGUGCGAAUUAUAGUUACCUGACAGUAGUUCCUCGCUGAAUGAUUAAAAAUUGCGCACAAGAUUCAUUGAUCCAGCCGUACGCUGCAAGCCUUUUGCUGAUCAAAUAUUUUUGGUAAACCAAACCAACUUGAUCUAGUUCGCAAUAUUCUACAGCGAGCCAAUCAUGUAAUCGACAAUUUUUUACUGUUCACAUUGAUUGAAGAUUUUAUUGAAAUUUAUUUAUUGAAAUAUCAGUUUCAGAUGAUGCGACGCGCGUCCACGUAAAAAUUGUCUUGGUAAAAAUAGGACAGACUUUUUACUUUCUUAAUACCCGACCAGAUAUUAUCCUACACGUCAGAAACCUCUUGAAUUCACCUGAUGGCUCUACACCCUUCCGAUUCUUAUCUUCCAAAGUAACUCUGCGAAGGAGAUGGCGCCGGUUUGAAAUAAAGAUAGGACGGUCGUGGGUGUAUGUUUAUACUGUGCUACAGUUCUAUGCAAAUAUUUAUGUUAUCGGUACAUAUAAAUAUGCUCGGGUGCAGAAAUUUAAGUGGACCGGUAGUGACGCCAGGAAACACUGCAAUAAAUUCUCCGCAUGUAUCGAUGUUAAGAAGGAAAGAUUAAAUGUUUCGGUAAACACAAAGUGAGAUUAACAUGCAUGGUUUAUUCUAGUUCAUGGAACUUUCCGCAGUAAUUAUUACUGUUAAAUUAAAAAGCAAUUUUCUGAAAGGUGUUAGCGCAUUAAUGCAUGUUUGUAGAUAUUAAAGUGUAUAUGCGUGCAACGUGGUAAACCCGGGCUUUAAGUAUCCAACUUUUGUCGAGUGGUACUCGAGUUAACAUGCAUACAUGUAUUUAAAAAAAACACUGUGACGUGAUAAAUCUAUAAACCAGAACUUUGUCACGGUUGUUGCAACAACAUAUAUUCGGCACAAAUGAAAUUUGAACAAACACGCGACAUAGAAAAAGAUUGCCUCUUUGAAUAGACAAAUGUAGACCUGUAUUGAAAUCCCCGCCCCCCAUUAAGAUUGCAAUGUAUAUUAUAUCUUUUCAAAAUCCAACUUUGUACAGCACAUUCCUGUGGCUGUGGUGUAACGCUCUGAAUGGAAGGUGAAACUGUACUAUACUUCGAUAUCAGAAGUUUGGCAUAGACAUUGUUUUCCACAUUUUAUAAGAUUUGUAGUCAGGAAAUGCUUUUAAGAUGGAAAUGAAUGAAGUGCGAACAUACCAAAAGGCCCGUUGGCACUUCGCUCAAUUAAUUUUUGGUUCGGUAUAUGGACAAGUUAAUGUGGUACCAGGCUACCAGCACCAAAUCAGUUUAUCCUGCUCGGUUCUUGUAAAUAGGAGUCACAGCCCAUCGUGUAAUUAAAUUCAUUUGCAUGAUAGAUUUUUAUAUCCAUGCCGCGUAGUGUGUAAAACUCCGGCUUAAGCAGUUAAGGUAUAUGUUUAAGUACUCCACUUAUCCCCAUCAUUCUGUAUUGAAGGCUGAAUGCAUAGAAUUUCCGGCCCUUCUCUAGCAAAACGUGUGCUUUUGAGAAUAUCGAUCGAUGUGAGAUAGAUGCCAAGAUAAUGCCAUAAAGGAUGUCACAUAAAUCAUAUAGUUUUGUAAUCAAUUUAACUGCAUGCAUGGUUGCACAGUAAACGCACACGUUUUAUUUUUAAUCAUAUAUUUAUUCCAAUUCAUUCUUACUCUUAAUUAAGCAUUAUACUUUCGCAGGCAUGCAAUAUUUACAUAAACUAUCAAAGUCUGUAUCCUAAUCAUAAUGUUUUCUGAGGAGAUACCGUUCUUCUGUAAUAAAAUGCAGGUGGGCUUAUUAAUUUAACAUGAUAACAUUGAUUGUUGAUAAAAUCUUUCCAAUCAGAAAUUGAUCCGUUAAAAUCUUGAAACAGUAGGAGUUUAUAUUAAUAGCUAUUUGAGUAGUAUUUAUGGACACUAUCAAAUUCUAUAUAUCAAAGAAAUAAUCUAUCAUCCAUGUAUCAGUUGAAAGUAAUUAAAUGUUUUGUGAGGCCAUACCCUUUUUUUCAGAAAAUGUGGUAUAAAUUUAACAUGCAGAUAUAUAAAAUUGAUUGCUGAUGUUUAUAUCAUUUCACUCGUAAUUGAUCAGUUAGAACGUUUAAUUCAUACAUGUUGAAACAAUAGGAGUUAACCGUAAUUGUUUUAAUCCCACCGCGCGGGUAAGUCAUUUACCGGUUGCGCCUACCAUAUAUAGCUAGAGUUUAUUUUACUGACCUUGGCCCAUAUUUUCCUUUAUGUUGAAUAUGUGAAAUGUACUCAGAACUAAUGCCUCUCAAGUUUACUUGCAUUAUUCAGUAAUACAUUUAAGAAUCUUCACUCCCGCCCAAACCCAAAGACUGCAUGGUGACCAUGCAUGCUGUACCUUUGACUUUGUUAGGCAUUCUGAAUUGUUCACUAUAAAACUGUACAAAUUAAUUGGAAAUUUUUACAUUUUUUGUAGAAGUUAAUUUUAGUUUAUAUUUGACGAAGAUUUCAGCUUUCCUGUUUUAUCAUGGUCAGAAGUUUAAAAACAAAUGAUAAACACAAAAUGAUAGAUGAAUGAUGAUGAUCGAAGAAAAUUUAAAAAAUGCAUGUGUUAACUAAAACCAGGCACUGACUGUAUUGCUGAAUAUUUUUUCAUAUACUCAGUUGAUAUGUUUCAGUACGUCGGUAAUAAACAACUUUAUUACUAAAUAAGGUAUGUUUAGAGCUUUAUCUGUAAAAUAAUGCUGAAAUGAAGAGAUUUUAGAUGGUACGCCGAAUUAGCUAACGGAAUAAACUGGAUUACUGGAAAACAGUCGUAUGGUACUAACAGUGCGGUCCGCUUGAGCAUGAGUUAAACACUAGUGUCCGACAAGAGCGAACACAAUCUAUUUUUGCAAUAAAUACCAACGCUUAUAUUCACGCAGCGAAUAUAAGACAUAUAAAGCAACGCCAAAUUUUGGGCACCGCAAUAAAACUAAAACAAAAAGUGAUUUGGGGAGCUACGUCAAAACGAUCAGUUCAGGUUUUCAACGCUGUUCAUCGUAAAAACGUGACAUGCAUAGAAACAAAUUACACCUCUUAUUAAUGAGUUUGAGAGUACAUGCAUUCAUUUUACAGUUUGCUUUUAUUUGACGUCACUAUGUACUCCUGUUACUAAAGACGAAAGCCGUGCACAUGUUUGACAUACUUUGAUGAACACAAUGGCAGUUUGCCUAAUGCAAUCUUAGGAAUGAUCUAAAUGUAAAUAAAAUAAAAUAAUAUUACAGUAGCUAUAUUUGCAGUAAUAGAAAACCUUAACGCCAGCGCAAACAAUAAAUAUUUAUACAUUCCUAUGAAAAUCCUUUACAUGACUAUACCAGACAGAAACUGAAGUCUUGUUACUCGGGUCAUCGGACUGAAAGUCUGGAUUUUGCUAUGCACUUUAUAUCAUCGUAUACAAUUCUUUACACUGAAUCAGAUUCGGAACGGAAGUUGGUUAAAGAAAAGAUAUACAAUUGUAGUAAACUUCAAACCACUGUGUUCAAACUGAGAAACAUAGUAAAACUUCAUAGAUAGUACAGUUUGAACUUACUAAUUUCCAGACGAAGCUACAGUAGGCUUUCGCACAAAAAUGUAGACAAAUUUUUCUAAAUAUUUUUCAGGAAUUCAGGUUAAAAAUUCUUAUAAACACUGAAUUUCUUGAAUAUCACUAUAUAUACCAUAGAUAUCUUAUAUAGACUAGAUAGCGCAUCUCUUUUAGUAAAAUUGAAGCCAAGAAUAUUCCAGCGGUUACCCCCAUUUGAAUAGAUGGCGGCCAUGUUGGUAGUUCCCACUCGCUAAUAAACGCUUAAAAAACAACAAUAACUUUCAUCAUUUGAAUAGUUUAAAAAUGUAUUUGGAAUAGGUUUAAUUACUUCAUAUUUAAGUUCCGUGUUUAAGAAAUAGAAAACAUACGAAUCUUCUCAUUUCAUGGGAAUAUCCUGAGUCUGCAAUCACCGGCUUCAAUUUUUGAAUUGUAUAGAAUAAUUAGAUGCACAGUAGUGUAUAUAAGAUAUCUAUAUGAUAUAUACUAUAUAACUUCGCUGUAUUCACUUGUAGGUUUAUGUCUUAUAUAAUAUAGUAUCGGUUUCGAGUUAAUACUAAUAAUAGAGUUUCUGGAAUGUUGUUUAGUCGAUGGACAGUCGUUUUGAUAAAAUUAUUUUGAAAAGAAUUUACAUGACAUGCUACGCGGGAACGCUCCACUGAGAGUGACACAAAGUGCGUCAGUCAAGGUCAGAUUUUAAUACCUGCAACUUAUUUCAAUAAAUAUAGGAAAUUAACAAAAUACCUUGUCGCGAAUCUUUCCCACCAGUGCUAAAAAAAUUUGUUUUAUCUUCAGUGUUUUCUGAGACUGAGUGUUGGACUGUUAGAAUUUUACGCGAGUGAAUGAGUUACUCUCAAAAAAGCGUACGAAGAUUUUUGGGAUUUUAUUGAAGUUUUUGCAAAAUGAAUAUCCAGGUAUUUUGGAUUUUUCGUGAGAUUUUCAGCGGAUUUUAACGGCAAGACUUUAGGAUUUUGAAAAGAUGUUGGGAUUUGGGAAGGAUUUUUAAGAUUUUGCCAGAGAUUUUGAGAUUGUUUUGCUAUUUUGUGGAAUUUUAAUAUUUUAUAGUGUGUAGUGUCGGGAGUUGAAAUUUUCGAGACUUUUAUUUUUAGGAACGUUUACGAGGAUUUUUGCAGUAAUUCGCUCCUCGAUUUUACCUUGAAACAUGAAAUUAUGAAAAACUAUAAAUAAAAGACAACCAUAAUAAUAAAUAUCUAAUUGGAUGAAGUAACAUUGGAGUAAUAUUAAUUUUGUAACAGCAUGAGUUGCUGAACUUGCAACAUCGCUUUGAUUCUUUUAUAUUUCAGCACUAUUUCACAGAUUAUGUGCCAAGCAUAUACUUUUCAAGUUCGAUUGGUAAUUGGAAAACGUAUCACAAAAAUCCGAAAUUUUGAAUGCCGAGCCGUCAAUAAAAACCAAGUCAAGUGCAUGGCAUUUUUUAUUAAAUUUUCGCUCAACAAAAAUUCGAAGCAGUUGAACCUGCUCAAAGCGAAUUGUGAUUAUAUUGAGAGAGUGAGAUAUUCGACCUUUUGUUUCAGGCUCAAUGAUGCAGAAUUCAAUCCAAAUUCCAUUCAUAAUUUCAACACCCAGUCAUCCACAGAGUGUUACUUACUAGUCAAGAAUUCUGGUGCCAAUGUCAUUUUUUUGCCAAUGUCAAAGUUGUCCAGCUUUAAUGUUUUGAUACAUAAUAUGCCAACAAUGUUGUUAUUAAAAUCAUUCGAUAAAAAAUGGGGUCAAGUUCUUCGAAAUAUUUUGGUAAGAAAUCUAAUUCUUACAAUAGGACGUAGUAGCAUAUAGUUAUUACGUGCGAGUUGACGUAAAGGGAAGAUAUAUAAAGUACAACGUUUUAAAUUAACGUAAUUUCUUGGUUACAUGUUGAUUGUUAGGUUCCAGGAGUUAAAUAAAAACAUUCAAGAUUUUCAACACUCACAGUAGUCACCCAUGCAGAGUAUAUUAUGAAUGCAGCUAUGUUUCUAUAUGGUGGCUAUUGUCCAAUUAGUAGAUUAUGAAUGUUUUCAAACAGCAUGUGCAAGGUAAAUUUCUUUGGAAAAGAUUAACAACUCAUUAUAACAGUAGGAAAAGUUUGAACAGAAAUGUAGCAUAGUAUCGAUACAGCCUCCCGGAGAGCCUGAGUAGCCUGCCUAUAUGUCCUAUUUAGUACAUCAAUAAAUAUCAACAUGCAAACAUACCAUACAGUACAUAAUAUAUGAAAGUAGUCAGUGUAUAGAAAACACGCGUGUAGCUAGUCAUUUGCAAACAGGUUUGUAAUAUAUAGCUAGGGUGAACACCAAACGUGAUUGGCCGAUUUGUGAUCACAUGGUUUAAGAUAAGUGCGGCAAUGUAUCCCACCCUCAGUGAUCCCACCGGGUAACAAUGAAAAAUUGUUACACGCCCCGACAGGCAUAAAACACAAUAAAAUUGUUGUGUAAAUGUUGUUGAUUUUUCUUUCGUCGGGAAAUAGUUAGUUUUGUUUCCCCUCGAAUCUCAGACUGAGACUCUCUGGAAAACAAAACAAACUACUUCCCUCGGUGUUUUCUGCACUGAAUAUGCACAUUAUACGCGCCUCGCGUGUUUCUAUACAGUGACAGCUUUGAAAUAACUGUAAAUAGAUUAUAGUAGUAUAUGGAUAUUUAUUGAAUAGGAAAUUAUUAAAUAUUAAAUAGGAACUAGUCACCGUAGUCGGGUUCCUGUGUGCUUACGUGCAUGUAUGGAUAAAUGAAUAACAAAAAUUAUGAUGAACUAGAUAGCUAUAAAAUAUAAUAAAUUUAUGCCGUUUUACUUCAAUACAUGCCACUACUUUAACUAGCGAUAAUUUUGUAACCACACCAACCACGUUCUUAUUUUACCUGUUAUCCUGGAUUAUAUCUUAAUUACGUUGAACUCUUCCUCAUCUUCUACAUCUCCAUGCAAAAAGUCGGACUUGGCCAUGCUGAGACAGUCCUAUUAAUUAUACGGGGAGGGGAAGGACGGGAUGAAAUUAAUUAAAAGUUCUGUGAACUUCUCUUCAGUAUAAUUAUACCGAAGUAACAAUUACAGUUCUUAUUUAAAUUUGUUCCGGCGAAUACUCGAAUUUUCAUAAUAUUAUCGGGGAGGGGGAGGACAGGGGAUGAAAUUAUGCCUAGAAUUCGCGCCGUUGGCUCGGGGAUUAAUCAUAUUUUGGACUAUUUUCUAGCUGUUUCUAUCAGGUUGUACGGUUUUUAGAAAUUUUGAUCGACUGUAAAUUCUGUCAGGCUACUGAGCGAGAUAUCCCUGCAAGCUAUAUAUAAUUAUGUAAUAUAGAUUUGAAUUUGAAUUUUUAUACUACAAUGUGGUAAAUAAUAUAGUAAGGUUGUAAAUAAAAAUAUUGUUUGAAAUUAUUUAUUAUUGAAAUGUAUUGGGUCUAAAAUAUUUUAUUACAAGUAUUUGAGCUAUACAUGAUUUAAACUCUACAUUUGUAUACAAUGAUUGUCGGAAUAAUUCCUGCUUUCCAUAUAUUUUCUACAGAUUCCUCAUGGGAGUUGAAAAAUUCAGAGACACUGUUCAUGCGGUUUCAUACAAGUGUGAAACUUGGUUCAUUCUCAUCGGCAACACUGGUCAUUAGACGCAAUCGAGAAGUCCUUACGAACAAAUUAUUGAGGAAACAUCGUUUGUUGAUCGCAAGAAUAUUCGGCCUCCCUCAUCGACUCUCACAAUUGGUUGGACAUCCAAAAAUCAUCGAAAUUAACAGAAACUGGGUCAAGUUGGAUAUCACUUCAAUUUUAAAAUCUAAAGCUAGCGAUAACACGAUGACGAAUAUUUCUGUUGAAGUUAUAUGCGAAGAAUGUGGGAACGAGAAGGGUUUUGUAAAUUCCAAGAAACGACGUCCAUUUCUUAUUUUGAAAAUGAAACCGGUUACUAAGAUGCGAAAGAGGCGUUCAACAAACUGCGUUGGUAGUUGUUGCUUAGUGAGACACAAAGUCAAUUUUAAAAAUAUGGGUUACAAAUUUAUAAUACAACCUAAGAACUUUUAUUUGAAUUACUGUAAAGGUCCGUGCCAAAGUCGAGGAGGCACGCAAUUGUUCUUGAGGCGGAUUAAUAUAUUAAAUCCGAAUAUGACGACUAAUCCAAACGAUAAAUGUUGUGUUGUCAAAACCCUGAUGUCAUUAUCAAUACUGUACACCGAUGACACAAAAGGCAUAAUAAAAAAAGACCUAAAAGACGUGACAGCAGUGAAUUGCGAAUGCGCAUAAUUCGCUGUAGUGCUGACCUUCCAUGGUUUUUUUGGGACAAUCCAAAUAUUAACAAUGUAAAUAAAUGCCAUGCAUAAAUAAAAGAAGAAAGUGACAGUCGAAAACUAAGAAUACAUAAUUUAUUUUGGAACGGUGGAACUGACGCAUGGUUCAAAAAAACGCGUAUAUAAUAUAGAAAAUGUAAACUUUGUGUAUGUAGCUUUUUUAUUAUAAAGUUAAUGUAACUGUUGACCUGGUCUGUUGUGCAGACCUUUUCGUUGCGAAGGGCGCCAAGGUUUAAUAACUGCACUCAUUGACAUAUCCAACUGCUGGAAAUAACUAACUUUUCCACAAAUUUAUUAUAGUUUGCUAAACGUUUGCUAGAAACAAGCAAAUUGAUUAUUGAUGCUACAGUUUUCUUAUCGAAUAAAUGUUUGACUCUGCCGACCGGCA
Paramuricea clavata is the source of this 9651-nucleotide messenger RNA. The record is from the annotation of a GenBank genome assembly. NCBI's taxonomy places the organism in Eukaryota, Metazoa, Cnidaria, Anthozoa, Malacalcyonacea, Plexauridae.